AUGGAAGACCCAACGACAAGAUUUUACAAAUGCAGAAAAACUUGUUGUGAAAUGCUUGAAGAUAGGGGAUACAUAAUAACGCCAAGAGAAAAACUUGAAAACUUUUCAGCCUUUAAAGAAUUAUUCGAAGAAAAUGAAAAAUUACGCUCAAGAAUGACAAUUAUAACUAGCCAUAAAAAUGAUUCAAACAACAAAAUAAUAGUGUACUUCGCUGACGAAAUUAAGAAAACAGGAGUUAAACCCCUAAGAGAACUUACCGAAAAAAUGGAUGAAAAGUCGAUUCAAAGAGCAAUACUUGUCACUCAGAAUAUAUUAACACCAUUUGCUCGAGAUGCAAUUAAGGAGGCUGCUCCAAGACAUAUUAUAGAAAAUUUUUUAGAUGCCGAAUUACUGGUUAAUAUUACUAAACACGAACUAGUACCAAGACAUAUUCCACUAACAAGCGAUGAAAAAAGAAAUCUUUUACAAAGAUAUAAAAUUAAAGAAAAUAAGUUGCCAAGAAUUCAAGAUGUAGAUCCUGUGUGUCGUUAUUUUGGCUUAGCAAAAGGACAAGUUGUCAAAAUAAUUAGACCAAGUGAAACUGCAGGAAGAUACGUGACAUACAGACUUGUAGUUUGA
This is a messenger RNA of Plasmodium malariae, 618 nucleotides long. RefSeq names its product DNA-directed RNA polymerases I, II, and III subunit RPABC1, putative (gene RPB5). The record is from RefSeq and is a predicted model, not a curated record. NCBI's taxonomy places the organism in Eukaryota, Apicomplexa, Aconoidasida, Haemosporida, Plasmodiidae. Gene Ontology annotation, biological process: DNA-templated transcription. The transcript is spliced from 7 exons. Gene Ontology annotation, cellular component: RNA polymerase II, core complex; RNA polymerase III complex; RNA polymerase I complex. Bases 1 to 618 code for a protein of 205 amino acids. Gene Ontology annotation, molecular function: DNA-directed RNA polymerase activity; DNA binding.